This is a messenger RNA of Daphnia pulex (common water flea), 1737 nucleotides long. Its product is annotated as cyclin-dependent kinase 1-like. Gene Ontology annotation, cellular component: IRE1-TRAF2-ASK1 complex. NCBI's taxonomy places the organism in Eukaryota, Metazoa, Arthropoda, Branchiopoda, Diplostraca, Daphniidae. The coding region runs from base 116 to 1528 and encodes 470 amino acids. The record is from RefSeq and is a predicted model, not a curated record. Gene Ontology annotation, biological process: intrinsic apoptotic signaling pathway in response to endoplasmic reticulum stress; IRE1-mediated unfolded protein response; protein phosphorylation. Gene Ontology annotation, molecular function: ATP binding; RNA endonuclease activity; protein serine/threonine kinase activity. The transcript is spliced from 7 exons.
UCAAUUUAUUUCAAGUAUAUUUAAUUAAAUGGAGACUUAAAUCUCCUGCUCACGCAUCAAACUGUUUUUUUACAGUUGCGUCAAUUUGUUUGAUUACAUUUUCAGUGAGCCAUAAAUGGCGACAUUUGAGAUUGAUAAAGGUAAUAUCCUUGGUGAAGGGCAAUCAUGUGUUUUUCGCGGAACUUAUUGGAAUAAAACAGUCGCCAUUAAGAGGAUGGUAAAAACACCAUCGUUAACCGACGACGAAUUCGAGUUUCAAAAGAUACUUAAACACAAGAACGUUCUAUCAAUUCUGGCAGUUUUAGACGAUUUAGAUUUCAGGUACAUACUACUUGAAUUGUGCUCGGGAUCUCUUUAUCAAGUCAUUAAAAAAACCUUCAAGGGAACACCGCUAUUACCGUCCGAUAGAGAAGUCUUGUACCAAAUUGCCGAUGGUCUCGACUAUGUUCAUUCGAAAAACUUGGUCCACUGUGACAUCAAACCUCAAAACAUUUUGAUAUCCAUGACGGGCGAGAUUAAGUUGGCUGAUUUUGGAUCGAGCAGGAAAACCACAAACGGCACGUUCAUUCCAAGUGGACCGAUUGGAGGGACCUUACAAUGGAUGGCACCAGAAGUUUGCCCAAAAGACAGCAAGAUGAACAAAGUGUCAGCAAUGGCUGAUUUGUUUUCUUUUGGUUGCGUCUGUUUUGUUUUUCUUACCCGAGAAAAAGGCGGGAUACACCCCUUUGGCGAUUGGAAUACCCCUUAUUUGAGUGCUCAAGUCCAAUGCAACAUUCGCGAAGGCAGACAAGUCAACACAGAAAAGUUGAAACAUCACCCCUACGCUAAUUUUAUUCGCCCAAUGAUUGAAAAUAACCCGGACAACAGAGGGACUCUCACAGAAUUUAUGACAAAUCUUACAGUUCCAACCGCGUCGUCUAGCAUUCCAUCCGACAUGAACAUAAGCACGUUUCAUCAAGUAGAGCAGGAGAAAACACUCGUCGAUCUUUUACUGGCUCAAGAACAACCGAACCACGCUUCUGGAUCUCACGAGACGAUGUUAAAUAAUGAAGAAACCACCAACCCAAAAGUUCCUAUUAACUGUGAAGUAGAAUUAACAAGCCUUCAAUCCCCCAGAGGUUUCAACGGUCUCUCUCUUAACGAUAAAAUAGAAGGAGAUGCUGGUGAAGCCGACAGCGAUGGCAGUGUCAAGGUUGACACCUCAAUCAAAUCAAUUGGAGAAGAGCCUCUACAAGUGGUUGGAAACUUUUUCGAUCAGGAAGAUUUCGAGCAAGAAGCGAAACCAAGUCCUAGUGUUCUAUCCGGCUGCAACUCAUCACUGUCAGCCAACGGUUUGGUCAAACGUGAACUGAAGCCAAAGGUUGUAACUAAUAAGGGCGAUUACGAAGAACAAGAAGAGGAUGUCCGCAAAAUAUCGCUCAAUGUUUCAGAUGAACAAGAAACUCGGGAUCCUCCGAAUCUCAGCACCAUCAAACUUAAUGAUACUGCCAAGUUUGAGACGAUCAAGAACUGCCGUCCUCUUCCCUAAUGGGCAAAUAUAGCAUUUCCCCCCCCCCCAAAGUAUCAAAUAGUCAAGUCUUAGUAUUCGCGUAGCCAUCAAUUCGAGUGUGGACCAACAUUUGAACGGUCUAGUCAUUAUUCAUCAAUAUCUUUCUUUAAGGCAUUGAAGAACAAACUAACAAACAAUAUUCACACCAUCGACUUCAAAGACUGUAAUAAACACCGAUGUAUCCCUAA